This is a messenger RNA of Ictalurus punctatus (channel catfish), 1419 nucleotides long. It is a transcript of the gene vps26c, whose product is annotated as VPS26 endosomal protein sorting factor C. Gene Ontology annotation, biological process: intracellular protein transport. Lineage: Eukaryota; Metazoa; Chordata; Actinopteri; Siluriformes; Ictaluridae. Gene Ontology annotation, cellular component: endosome. The record is from RefSeq and is marked provisional.
GAUCAUCAGGAAGGAACACUACCGAAAACACGUAGUGGUCUCUACGGUGUUUGAGAAAAUGAGUGUUACUUUGGAUUUAAGGCUUAAGCGUGCGAACAAAGUGUAUCUCGAAGGGGAGGUCCUGGCUGGAGUGGUGGUGAUCACCAGUAAGGAAGCUGUGCAACAUCAGGGAAUCACCCUCACCAUGGAGGGUCUUGUUAAUCUACAGCUCAGCUCCAAGAGUGUCGGAGUCUUCGAGGCGUUUUACAACUCGGUCAAGCCCAUUUCGCUAAUCAGCAGUAACAUCGAAGUGGCCAAACCGGGCAAGGUGCCAGGAGGCAAAACCGAAAUCCCUUUUGAGUUUCCACUGCAAGUGAAAGGAAAUAAAGUGCUGUAUGAAACUUACCAUGGUGUUUUCGUCAACAUACAGUAUACUCUCCGCUGUGAUAUGAAGCGCCCUCUGCUGGCAAAAGACCUGAGCAAGACCUGCGAAUUCAUGGUCCAUUGUCAGCCACAGAAAUCCAAAGUGCAGCUGACUCCUGUUGAUUUCACCAUCACGCCAGAGACGUUGCAGAACGUGAGAGAGAAAGGUUCUCUCCCAAAGUUCUUGAUCAGAGGCCACCUCGACGCCACUAACUGUGUGAUCACGCAGCCGCUCACAGGGGAGCUGGUGGUGGAGAGUUCAGAAGUCGCCAUCAAAAGCAUCGAGCUGCAGCUAGUGCGGGUUGAGACAUGUGGCUGUGCUGAAGGCUAUGCUAGAGAUGCAACAGAGAUACAGAACAUCCAGAUAGCAGAGGGAGAUGUGUGUCAUGGCCUCCCCAUACCUAUAUACAUGGUCUUCCCCAGGCUGUUCACAUGCCCUACACUCGAAACCACAAACUUUAAAGUUGAGUUUGAGGUGAACGUGGUGAUUGUUUUUCAUGAUGAUCAUUUAAUAACGGAGAACUUCCCGUUGAAGCUUUGCCGAGUAUGAGAUCAGAGCCUGCAAAUUCAUUGAUGUUUCCUGGAAGACUCUGGGAGUGGCAUCGUAACUGUUUUAAGUGCCAGUCAGGAACCAGCAGGACGGCUUCAGUUACAGCUACAGACUGACCUGCAUUUUGUUUUUUUUUGGCAUUUACUGAUUCCGAUUUUUGAGUUCUUGGAACCGUUGUCAAAAAGCUACCAUGCUUGUUCCCUCUUUUUAUCUUCGGGCUUUUCAUGACUGGGUAUUUUAGUACAUCCAGUACUCAUGUCAUAACAGAACUGCUUCACAAUUUCCUUCUUAUUAUAGUAUUUAAUAGAAGUAAGUGGUGUGCAUUAAUUUGUGCACAUUUAUGACAAGGGAGGGGGGACACACCAGUGGGACCUUUUUAUGUGGUACUUUGUGGCCCUUGUAUAAACCAUGUAGUACAAGAAUAGGUUAGUACUAAUGUUAUUUGCAUAAAAUAAAUCUGGUAUACA